Yamadazyma tenuis ATCC 10573 is the source of this 1642-nucleotide messenger RNA. NCBI's taxonomy places the organism in Eukaryota, Fungi, Ascomycota, Pichiomycetes, Serinales, Debaryomycetaceae. The record is from RefSeq and is a predicted model, not a curated record.
AAACCCAACGCUCACCCGUCAUGUCUCUUUUAAACGAUACCAAGUUCUUGGUACAAAACAUCCAAGACUACGUCAAUGUCAAUGAUCAAUUGGCCUACAGCUUGGCAUGUAUAGCUUUCAACCCCAUCUUCUGGAAUAUCGUUGCCAGAUUGGAAUACAACACCCAUAUCUUAACUAAGGUAAGUGGAGGCGCCAGAAACGGAUGCUACUUGUUGGCAUUAACGAUAUUUUCGUUGGGAAUCUACAGAGAUUAUGUGUAUCAUGCUGCUUUGGAAGCCCAGCCAACUUUUGAACCUUUUGUCAAUUCCGAUAUCAUUAAGGCCUUAGCCAUUACAUCAUUUGGCUUUGGAAACGUGUUGGUAAUCACUUCCAUGUACACUUUGGGAGUCACUGGAACAUACUUGGGUGACUAUUUUGGUAUUUUGAUGGAUGAAAGAGUCACCGGAUUCCCAUUCAACGUCAAUGACAACCCUAUGUAUAACGGAUCCACGCUCUGCUUUUUGGGUACAGCCUUGUGGUAUGGUAAACCAACCGGAAUCAUUGUCAGCGGGUUGGUAUUUGUCAUGUACAAAAUCGCUUUGCUUUUCGAAGAGCCUUUCACUGCUAAGAUUUAUGCGGCCAAAAACACCCAAGAAAAGAAGACCCAAUAAACACAGUAGGUAUAUAGCUACGUAAAAAUGUACAAAGUUUCAUUACAAAAAAUUCAUAAGAACAGGAACAGUGGUUGGAGUCCCCGAUCAUUUAUAUAUGACAAGCUCAAAGAUUGGAACUUUUCAGACUUUUGAAAAUAAUAUAACCCAUUAAUAGAACCAAUAGGGAAAUUAAUUUUGUUCUUGUUGCCAAUGUUCAUUACAAUGUAAUAAAACCCUUCGAACGAAGCUCCAUUUAGUUGUUUGACACGGGCAUCUGGUAAUAAAAACUCUUCUUUCCAUCUCAUAUACACAAGCCCCUGGUCUUUCUCGUUGUCAUUGAUUAAAAAAAAGCUUUUUAGAAAACUCAUCGUCUGUGAGAUUGUAGUAGUUGGAGAGUCGCUUCCAGUGAUCCAAGUCAUUAGUGAAGGAGGAUCCCCACUGACUGUUUUCGGUGAGGAAUGAAUAAUUCUUUGCCAACAGUUUGUCAUACCGGGUUUUCAACGGGUUAUUGAUGAUUUCUCCUUUGAAACAAGUGGUUAUCUCAGGGUGCUCGUCGCUUAAUCCUUGGAUUUUGAGAAACCCGACCACCAAUGAGUUCGUCAAGUCCACAUGCUUGAACUCCACUUCAAUUUUGUGCUUGUUCUUUGAACUUUGUUGCAUCCCUGAGAACUUACUGUUGGGACUCAAGUAGUCGUUGAAGAACCGGGGGGUUUCGUACCUGCUAUUGUUGAAGCUUAAAAUGUCAAAACUUCUUAAGGGAGUUGGAACUGAGGAGUCUGAGUUGAUGAUGGAUUUAAGUGGCUUGAGCUCAUCCAUCUCAGGAGUGUCCGUGCUGAUGAUACUACUUUCAUCAGUGGUGUCGUCUGAUGGUUGUUUGUCAAAUGGGUCGCAGGCACCUUUCUUCCCCUUAGCACCUAGUGAUCCACUUAAGGACUUGAUCACUAGUGCUUCAGCUGGACCGAAAUUGACCUUGAGGUCGGAUGUUUUCGGUCUUUCGGUUACAGGCAUUC